Molecule: messenger RNA, 1641 nt
Organism: Stegodyphus dumicola
Lineage: Eukaryota; Metazoa; Arthropoda; Arachnida; Araneae; Eresidae
Source: RefSeq, a predicted model, not a curated record
AUGAAAGGGUUCGACGGACAGUUCGUGAUGGCCUGGCUCCUGGAGCAAGGCACAGCGCCGGAGGUGAUCCCUAACGGGUCUAUGAUCAUGUGUUUAAGACAUCCUAGUCUGAACAUUCGGGUCAUAGACUCGUUAAAUUUUUUACCGAUGGCGUUGGCCAAGCUACCGGGAUGCUUCGGUCUCACCGAAUUAAAAAAGGGAUACUUUCCCCAUCUUUUCAACUCCCGAGAAAACCAGAGUUAUGUCGGACCGCUGCCUGAGGCCCGGUACUACAGCCCGGACACCAUGAGUACUCCAGCCCGAAAGGCAUUUCUAUCCUGGCACGAAGAACACAAGGGGGAUGUGUUUAACUUCCAAGCAGAGAUGCUGGCCUAUUGCAGAUCGGACGUGGACAUUCUUCGUCGCUGUUGCCUGGAGUUUCGAGCCCAGUUUUUGGAUGUGGCGGGUGUGGAUCCAUUCCAAUACGUGACCAUUGCGUCAGCCUGUAUGGCAACGUAUCGGAGUGGCCACAUUCAGCCCGACACGAUUGCCAUGGUGCCCACACACGGCUACGUCAACUCCACGAAUUACAGCCCUGAUUCGAUCCGGUGGUUGGACUUUGUUGCUGCUUCGGAAGGCAUUGCCAUUCAACAUGCGUUGAACGGUUCCGGAGAGCACAGAAUCGCCGGAAUCUCGGUAGACGGUUUCUGCCAAGAAACUGAAACCGUCUAUCAGUUUCAGGGCUGUUUCUUCUAUGGGUGUAGUUUAUGCUACGAUGGUGAUAUCAUACAUCCGCUAAAAGGAGUUUCCAUGGCAACGUUAAGAGAAAAGACAGAAGAGACGACAAGAAAGCUUCGCACCCAGGGUUUCCACGUCAUAGAAAUGUGGGAGCAUGAGUUUCAGAGAGAAAAAGAGGAAAAUCCAGAUCUCCAAGCUUUCCUGGAUCAACACCAUCUGAGGGACCGGCUCCAUCCUCGCGAGUCAUUUUUUGGAGGAAGGACCAAUGCCCUCAAAUUGUUCCACGAGGGAGACGCAAAAUAUGUGGAUUUUACUUCACUCUAUCCAUGGGUGAACAAGUAUUGCGUCUACCCUGUGGGACAUCCAACAAUCAUCACGGAAAGCUUUGGAGGAUGUGGAAAAUUACUUUGGAAUUAUCCAAUGCCGUGUGAUUCCUCCACGGAAUCCUAUUUACGAAGUGUAUCAUUUCCAAAGCAAUCGUCUACUUCCCUGUUUCGUUCCUACAUUGAUCUCUUUCUGAAGAUCAAGCAGGAAAGUAGCGGAUGGCCUUCGGAGUGUGUGACGGAAGAAGCCAGACUGAAGUACAUUCGCCAGUAUGAAGAAAGAGAGGGCGUCAAAUGGGGUAUGAACGUCAACAAAGCCCAACUGACCUAUGUACAUACGGUGCCAGACUUUAAUAAGAUGUUGGCGGAUCCUACUAAAAAAAUCAAAGAUGUCUUUCUCCCCACGCCUGAGGUGGCUGCCAUUUACUGGGAUUCUGCGAAGGAGUUUGUGCCGCAGGAUGCCUCGACCAACAUUUUUCUAGCGACGUUCACAACAGCUUGGGCUCGUCUCAAGCUGUAUAGUGAAAUGGAGAAGCUGGGUCGAGAUGUCCUGUAUCACGACACAGACUCCAUCAUCUAUGCCUCGAAUGGUCCGCAAUGA